This is a messenger RNA of Sapajus apella (tufted capuchin), 1802 nucleotides long. RefSeq names its product chromosome unknown C7orf57 homolog (gene CUNH7orf57). The record is from RefSeq and is a predicted model, not a curated record. NCBI's taxonomy places the organism in Eukaryota, Metazoa, Chordata, Mammalia, Primates, Cebidae.
AUGAUGCAUGCCCCCAGUUUUUCUGGACUGCUCUACAGUAACUGUGGUUCCCAGACUGAGCGUGCCCCGUCCGGCUCCCCGAGGCACCGCAGCGCUGCCCUGCCCUGGUCCGGCUCUGGGCUCUGGGCAGUUGACAGGCGUCGCCCGCGCCGCGCUCCCGGCCCUGAUUGGCUCACCGCUGCCCCUCAGGCUAUCCCUAUUGGCUGCCAGCGAUCUCUCCGCGCCCGCCGGUUGGCCGUUCAGCCGUUGCCCUGGCGACGCGGAUGUUGUGGUUCCGUGGCGCGCCGGGAGUUGGGUGGUUGGCUACAGCCCUCCAGCCCUGUAAAAACUGCAAACCCGGACGCCGCGGGCAGCACCCACGGAGACCCGCGGGGAGCUGCUGCAGCUCCUGGCAGCGGGUCAGGCCUGCAUUGCCCAGCGCACCCGCGAACACCAGGUCCGGCAGCAUCUGUCUCUUCCCGCAGCGUGCAGCGCCCAACCAUGAGGAACACCAGCAAGGAACUGCAGGGCGCCACGCACCGCUACGCUCCCUGCGAUUGGUAUUACCAUGUCCCAGUGAAGCGCUCUGAGAAGGCCGUGGAUGCCCCGCCAGCGUCCCAGAUCCCAGGUCUCAGCAAUUUGGGAGACUCACACAGCGGGAACUUGCCUGGGACUCGGAGACACUGGAUAAAAGAAACAGAUUCUGAAUACGUGAAGCUCGCGAAACAAGGCGGCAGGCCCGAUUUGUUGAAGCACUUUGCCCCUGGGACCAGGAAAGGCUCCCCGGUGACCUACUCCCUGCCAGACUGGUAUAUCCACCACAGCAAGCCACCGACAGCCAGCCAGCGAGAAGUCCCAGUCAUCUCCAUGCCGGAUUACAUGGUUCAUGAAGAAUUUAACCCCGAUCAGGCCAACGGUAGCUAUGCAUCCAGAAGAGGGCCUUUCGACUUCGACAUGAAAACAUUUUGGCAAAGAGAGGCUGAGGAACUUGAAAAGGAGAAAAAAAAGCUGAGGCUACCAGCCAUUAACUCAAAGUAUCUGAGCAAAGCAGGCACCCCACUUGGCCCUAAGGACCCCACAGGAAGUAGACUCUCCUUUCCCCCCAUGUAAGUGCUCAAGCUACUCCCCCACUGUCUGCUCUGGGUUUGGGUUUGGCCUUCCAUCUUUCAUCCAGUGAUGGCUGCGCCAGUGACAGCAUCUACACAGCUUCCCGAAGCCCUGCCCACAGGCUGGCUUGGCUGAGCCCGCCACCUCCUCGCUGUAGUUUCCGUUCCUUUCUAAUGUCAUUUUACCCCUGUUGCGCACAUCUUCCCUUCCAGGUCAUGCUUGCUGCAGGUUGGCAGUGUGAAGGCCCUGCUUCUCCAUCAGGCUGUGCCCUGCCUGAAGCCCCUGCUGCAAUAUCACCCUCACCACAGUUCGAGGGGGCUGCUUGUCCUGCACGUAGGGCCGAUCAGGUCCUGACAUUUCUGUGUCCAAGGCCUGAACUCAGGCGUCCAUGCCUUGUAAGCUCGCUAGCUCUGUUUCCAGUUGGAAGAUACAGCAGGCACGUUGACAUUUGCUGAUCCUCCAGCUGGAGAGUGAAACCCCUGAGGCCUUAGGUGUCUUCUUACUCUCCCAGAAUCCAAGUUUAAUGCUAGGAUAAAUGUUAUUAAUUACCUGACUAAUUCUUCCAACGGCUUCUUGUCCAGUGGGGGAGAAACAGAUACAUUGUAUUGUGACAAAUGUCAUGAGAGCACCAAACUCAGGCUGAUAGAGAAGGAAAUACAUAUGUAUUCUGUGUUUAUAGAUAUGUAAGUAUAUGUGUAUACAUUGACAUGUCUUUA